Messenger RNA from Macrosiphum euphorbiae (potato aphid), 297 nucleotides. The record is from the annotation of a GenBank genome assembly. NCBI's taxonomy places the organism in Eukaryota, Metazoa, Arthropoda, Insecta, Hemiptera, Aphididae.
AUGUUGGGUAUACCGUCUGGACCGGUCGCUUUGUUCCAUGGUAGUCGCUUGAUUAUGAGCUGUACUUCUCCUAGCGAUAAUGGUUGGACUCUGGACUUGGCUGUCGAGUGUAGAGUUCGUAUUGAACCAGUGACCCGCUCGUUUGUGGAUGGAGUUCCUUCCGGACAGGCGAAGUGGGCUACUAAGUUUGCGGCGAAAAGUUCUUCUUUGCCAGGAGCGUCAAAGACCGGGCUUUGUGGAUUAUUUAGCGGGCGGUCAGGAGGUCUUCUGUUUAUCAGAGAUUUGUUAAAUUUAUAG